Synchiropus splendidus (mandarinfish) is the source of this 1638-nucleotide messenger RNA. RefSeq names its product cdc42 effector protein 3. Lineage: Eukaryota; Metazoa; Chordata; Actinopteri; Syngnathiformes; Callionymidae. The transcript is spliced from 2 exons. The coding region runs from base 372 to 950 and encodes 192 amino acids. The record is from RefSeq and is a predicted model, not a curated record.
UUGUGACUAUCAGUGAAGUCCAUCAGUCGCCCCCACCCAGAGCCCACUCUCUCAUGGGUAAUGGGUGCAGCCAUCCGACAUACAGACUCGACCCGUAUUGUUACGGCUGACCAACGCCUAGCUAGGGCCAUCUGAUUAAAAAGUGAGAGGCCCUCUGGAGAGCUAAAGGAACUUUGACCUUCCUCGGCUCGUCUCCUGGACAACGACCGACACACCUGGCAAUAAUGGGUUUACUCUGGGAACAAAAGAGCAAGAAAAGAAUCUGCUCGGCAACAGAAUUGAUCGAAGAUGGAAUCAUGCUUCACAACUUCAUCACUUUCUGAGUAGAGAAAACAAAGCAUCACCUUUUAAGGUCCCACCAUUUUGCCAAGAUGCCACUGAGAACAUCUUUGCAUAGAAAAGCAGCGUCCGGCCGUUGGUCGAGAAAACGCAAAGAGGUUCUGUCAGUCAACAUGAUAAGCUUGCCGCUGGCAGACUUCCGCCACCUCUCGCACAUCGGAAACGACGCCCACAGGGACAGCUUUGGAGACCUGUCCUUCCUCAAGAUGGGACAUAACUUGCUCCUUCAGAGCUCUCAGAGUGAGCAGAACCUGUUCAUGGCCUGCUCUCCGCCACCCAAGCCCCCACGUCUAAAUGUGAACGAUGGCUCAGACAGCCCCGACCGGAUCCCUAAAACCUCACAGAAGAGAAAGAAAAGCAACUCCAUGCCACUGCUGGACCGCGAGGACCGGAUCAUAGAAGAGGAGGAGGUCCACAAAGACAAGGUCGCCCCGAGUCAGGAUUACAGCUCGGAGCAGAAAAGCUUGAGCUUGGACAGAAAUGGGAAACUUCCAGUCAUCAAAGCUGGAGAAACCCAGAAGGACGAGGACAGCGGCUUUAACUUCAGCCUGGACUUGGGUCCGUCAAUUUUGGAUGACGUUCUCCAGGUGAUGGACAAACUCCACCAAUAAAAAAAGAACUACAUCUAAUCACCACUUCCUGAAUAUAUAUAUAUAUAAACACAAAGAUUGAACCUGACCUACAUAUUCUUCUUAACUGUGGAGCCUCAUGGGUGACCUAUUGAGCCAUUUUAGCAGUUCCACAAAAUGGGAAGACUCAAAUUAAGUACAUAGACCUACAGCUGUGUGUCACAAAUACAGUUUGUGUGUGUAUAAUAAUGAGUAAAUUCUUUUAUGUAUGUGUACGGAGAGGUUUAAUAUAAGCCAAUAAAGUGGUUUGUUUCUAGAUUUUGGGUUUGAAUGCAUUUAAGAAAAAAUACAAGUAGAAGAUGAGUGCAAGGUUUGGCUCUUGAAAUACAAUUGAAUGUCACUGGGUGCAUUUACUACCUCAUGAGCACCAAAGCACUAUGCAUACCAAGUAAUGCAUCACCCAUGCAACACAGAUGGCUGACUUCAGAGUCACACCUGGGCAGGAUUUGAGAAUGUGCUGACCAAGCAUAUUUGUGAAAGGGUGACCUAAGCAGUGGUUGUGUCCCGGUCGCUGCCACUAACAAAAUGGUCAGUCAAAAUACAAAACAUCUCACAGUACAAGUGUCCUUGCAGUACACUGAAAUAUCCAAUGCAUGAGUUUGGGAUGAAGCGCUCGCAUAUUUACUGAGCAGUUAAGUUGUUAACAUUCUUCUGAGGAGAGAAUGGCACA